CUUCGUCUUAAAUUUUGCUUGCGCAUGGCUACCUGAAUUGCUGACUCCAAGUCUUUGGGGUUUUCUCUAAGAAUUUUCAUCCUGAGAUAAUCAAAGGUCAGACCAUCACAAAAUAUGUCUACAAGUUGUUGUUGGACUAAAGGAUAUUUUAAUUAUCAUCAUAUUUGUUGGAGGCAUUAUAUGAAGUAUUUAACUCCAACAGUAUUCCAUGGGUUAAUGCUGUUUCUAUUCUAAUGGAUGCAUGUGCAGUAAUGAGAGGUUCCAAAAAUGGAUUGGAGAAAAAAACCAGAGACUCAAGAGCCCCAUGUCUUUUAAAUAUAGAUGGUGACAUUUGUCACCACUUGCAAAAUGCAAGCAAAAAGUUGUGUGCUCCAUUUGAUUACUGGGUGGAGUCCCUCUUUACAGAUCUCCACACAGACCAUCGCUGGUCUGUAGACUUAAGAGAAAAACUUGCUGAGGUCUGUGAAAUUCUAGGGAUAAAGUUUACAACACCAGAGAAAUUUGUAAGUCAUAGAUGGAUGACUUGUUAUGAUAUUGCUGCUGGAAUACUUCGGCUCUGGGAUGAAUAUUAUGUCUUCUAUUUUGGAUUUCUGAAGUUGGAAGAUAGAAAUAUUUACAAGCCUGUUAUCAGAAAGAUUUUAAAUGACAGGAAAGUAAGUGAACUUGCAAAAGCAAAACUAAAUAGUGUCCACAACUACCUGAAGAAAAAGUCCAUGACAAGUGAUGGAAAGAUGAGAAAAACAAGGAUUUUUGAAAAGGUGUUGUUCCUAGAAAAGAGAACUCUCCUGGUGUUCCAUUUCUACACUUCUGUUUUCCCAAUAUUAAAGGAGUAUGUUAUGAUGUCCCAAACAAAACAGCCCAUGGUCCAUCGGCUUUUUGACAAACAGGUGGAAUUAUUCAAGGUUUUCAUUACGCAUUUCCUGAAACCAGAAGCUUAUUCAAGAAGAUCUGGAAAGCAGAUAAAAGCUGUUGAGAUUGAGGAAAACAAAUUUCUCUCCUAAGAAUAAAGAAGAUAUGUUUUUGGGUGAAAAACAUGAAAGUUGAUUUCAUCAAAGCCAAAUAAAGACUCUAUUACUGAAAUGUUUUUGGAAAAAGUGGUAUCUGGCUAUAAAUGCUGUGGCAUAUAUAUACAGAUCAAACUAGAUGCUGUCAUUAGACAGUAAUGCCCGCACCAAGUGUUUGCCCCUAAAAAACACUGUUUUGUACCAGUUUAGUUAAAAAUGAAGACCACAUGCAAGCUUCUGUAAUACAUUUAAAAAUUAUAAUUUUCAUUGAAGGAUGAGAUCCCUUCCCAUAUGAUAAUACACAUGAGCAGCAUUUUAUGUGCAAUUUGGGGGUGAACUGUUAACAGUGAAUUUUCAGUUAAUCAAUAAUCUUAACAUUUCAUGUCAUAGAAAGUAUAAUGGUCUAUAUAAUUAUUACAAAAAAAAUUAAAAAUGAAAUUAUGCCCCCUCCCCGUGGCGGUUUCCGGUUUCAGAUGUGCCUACAUGUACA
Magallana angulata is the source of this 1494-nucleotide messenger RNA. RefSeq lists its product as uncharacterized. The coding region runs from base 234 to 1001 and encodes 255 amino acids. Lineage: Eukaryota; Metazoa; Mollusca; Bivalvia; Ostreida; Ostreidae. The record is from RefSeq and is a predicted model, not a curated record. The transcript has 2 exons.